CCAGCUUGUAUCCUUCAUGCCGCCAUCUCAGUGAUUGCGCUCCCUUCGCUCAUUCCAUGGAGACCGUCGCCUCCACCUUUCACGCGCUCUCCGGCAAUGGCACCUGGUCCUUUUAGACGGAAGCCCCUGGGGCUUGAUGUGCCCCGCCCCGCUGCUGUCAUCGAGUCGCCGCCUGGCAUUGCGGCCCUCUUCGUCAUUCGCUUCGAUAUCAAGGCCGGAUACGUGAUAUCAUGGAAACGUACUGUUCCUGAAGUUGAAGUUGAAGGAGCCGUGGAAUACAAGUCGCUUCCAUCCGGUCUGCACAAUGUCUCAGAAGAUCUGGUAUACUUCGUCCACGAACAGUACGCUGGCAUCAGUGCGUUUGUCAAUUGGCCCGCUGAAGAAGCGGAGCGAAAUGCAAAGAUGUUUGCUAUUGGGGUUCUCGUUCCGUUGAGUUCGGGAAGGCUAGGGAAAAGCUGGAGGCAUGCCCCCAAGCUCAAAGAAUUGGCGGCGAACUAUGCCCAGGAUAUGUCCAAUACGCAACCGCUGUCGGACUACUGGGAGACCCAUGAAAUUCGUGAGAGUGAUGCUUCCGUUAUGCCACCCGAUUCCCCUCUGGAGUCUCCCCUCAGUCUCCGGCUACGGGCCCAUGGUGACCCAAGAGAUGCCGUACAUCGAACCCGUGCUUUUAGUGAUGCAAUCGUGUUGGAAACGCCCAGGCCGGCCCUGACGCCUUUCCACCCAGCUUCCUCGCUCCCUGAUUUCCUUGACUCCUUUGGUCCUCUCCUAUUUCCGUUGUACAGAGCAGCAUUACUGCGCAAAAGGGUGCUUUUCAUGGCAGAAGCGCCAGUUCAUACCCCCUGUAGCUAUGUUUACGAUCUCUCAUUAUUGGCCUCCUUACCUAAUUCGCUUCUUCCCCUGCUUCCCCAAAAUGGAUUACCCCCUCCGCGACCUCGCCCAUUGUUCAACGUUGGUAUCCAUGACAUCCCUUAUCUCUCUUCUUUCGUGGGCGCUUCAGCCAAUACCGACCACGAUUCUGCCUGGAUUGCGUGCAGCACAGACAGUGUCCUGAACAUGAAACCCGAACUCUUUGAUGUCCUCGUCACGUUGCCGCCCCCUCACUCCAAAAACGCUGUCGAAAAGGUAUUCCCAACAAUUUCCAUCUUCCAUACACAGCCCGCAAAAGGAAGAACGCCCCAUUCGAUCGAAGUGAAAGCGACUCAGCGCGAUGCACGGCGUUACUCGACUCUCCGCAAGGGUCUACGGCAUGUUUCUCAGGAAGACGAAGCAGCCUCGACCGAAACAGAUGAUGGCUCGGAUGCAGCGUCGACGUACUCGUCCAGCCCCAUCGUCGAACCUCUUUCGUGGACGCGCCUAGCAUAUACAUCCUUCAUUUGGUGGGCAUCAGCAGGUGAAAAGCGCGACGGACUCUCCGAGGAGGAGGAAGAGGAGCACCAAAUCGAACAGGACACGCGUCUCCUAGCUAGUGUGGAGACACUUCCCAGCCCACCCUUAGGAUCUCUCGGCCGUCGAAGCAUUCAACUGCAGGAUUCAACUCAGCAGCCCCCCGAGAUUGCCUUAGUGGCAUACUUCCGUCGUCUCACGACCCAAAUCUUCAUCACCCUGUCCGAUGUAGUCGCCCGGCACGACAGCCGUAAUUCACACGAUGACGAAGAAGAUGACGAACAACCUGAUGACGAUAAUGUCUCUUACGAGGGUGAGCCAGAAGACGAUACCGAGCCUUCCAUCACCAUCGGGCGACAGUCCACCCAAGAGGAUGAUUCCAUAUCUCCAUUACUGCAACAGACAACAACCGAGACUGAUCCGCGCAGCGCCAGACCCUCCUACGGCGAUAGCGAUCCAAUCAAGAUUACCUCCGAGGAUCUGACCGAAAUGGGCCUAGAUAUCUGGAGCGCCGCCGACCGUGUCUUUGUUGAAGAAUUGGUUCAUCUUUGGUGGGGGCGUAAGGCGCGUGUCGACAGCGCGCGUAUCAGAUGUUGUGGCAUUUCGAUCAUCUAGAUCCAAUAGCAAUAGUGGUGUGCUAAUCUUCUUUUCCACAUUAUCUGGCACAAUGUACGCAUGAGUGUAUAUACGGCGAAGUAGCAUAUAUAGACCACGUCUAGUUCCUCACAAUCAUUACUAACCCCAGG
Molecule: messenger RNA, 2129 nt
Organism: Aspergillus sclerotioniger CBS 115572
Lineage: Eukaryota; Fungi; Ascomycota; Eurotiomycetes; Eurotiales; Aspergillaceae
Exons: 6
Coding region: 97-1998 (633 amino acids)
Cellular component (GO): lipid droplet
Source: RefSeq, a predicted model, not a curated record